Molecule: messenger RNA, 1845 nt
Organism: Echinostoma caproni
Lineage: Eukaryota; Metazoa; Platyhelminthes; Trematoda; Plagiorchiida; Echinostomatidae
Source: the annotation of a GenBank genome assembly
CUCGUGGUGGCAUCGUUCUACCUGCUCACCACAUUUCUCUGGGGUUUGGUCUGUGGUGUGGCUAUUGUCUACGUUUAUCUGCUAAUUCGAUCCGGGAUUCGGGGUGAUGCGGAUCUGACCGGUUCGACAAAAUGUCCCAUAUCUGGCUCACCGCUGAGCCAGUUCUGUUGUUCUCUGCACAACCAAAUAACAAAGGGUGUCGGUAUCAAGGACAUUUGGUGGCCAAUAUACGCACCGGCGUUACCCUCACUAAACGCGACAACAACGACCAACAACUACGAUCCGGAAACACAUCAUGUGAGUCAGACGCACUCGGUAUUCGUUACGCUGGACGGAACACAACUUCGUUUGCAACGGCCCCGUCGUAAUAUUGCCCGUAGAUCGAUGUGGAACGAGGAAUUGCCGUCGAUCACCACGAUGCGAUUCCAACAGCAACGCAUUUUCGACUUGGUUCACGCGCGUGUCACCCUACUCCCGACCGGUUUGGUGUUGAAGAGAUUGUGGAGUAAAAAAUAUCCGAUUGCGAUCACUAUCCCGAAAAAGUCGAAGAAUAGCCCAGGUUCACGUCCAAGUUUACCGUCUUCCACAAGUGUUCCAAAUAUGACCUCCUCAAUCACCCAGCCUGCAUCGCCUGAGCAGACCGGUUCGGAUACCCCAUCCCGAUCACGUUCACCCACACCGGCUAAUGGAAGUGACGUAGUGGAUGAUUUCACUAUGAUUUCACGUCAGGAUUUACCGUCCGAAACGUUGUACCUAUUCGGUCGCACGUGUCGUGAGAAAGAGACCUGGUACGCUCGGCUACGUGCGGCUUCUUUGGGGAUUCCUCUCCUCUGGACACCGCAACUGGCAGUACAGACGUAUUUAGCCGCAUCAGCUGGCACAAACUCGUCCACUACGGCCGGCGGGACAGUUCCAACCGGAGAUAAUCGAAGCGAUGAUGAAAGUGUUCCGGAGAAAGAGAACGCAUCCACUGUCUCCUCCUCGGACGGUGGGACGAGCAGUAUCGACCGAGCUGGUUCACAGUUGCCCAUCCCCGGAAGUCGCGAACCGUUGUAUGUCACCUAUGUGCGAUACAUGGCCAAAUAUAUGCCUGCCUCGUGGUUGUUACGUGGCACACAGGCGUUACGUUUGAAUGUGAACUAUGUCUCGUGUGAACCACAUGUGCUGUGGUUGAACGCGCUCCUGGCCCGAGUGUUUUGGGAUUUUCUGCGCGAAGUCUAUUGGUUGGAACGUGUCCGGGACAAGAUUCAAGCCAAAUUGAAGAAGAUUCACUUACCGCCGUUUAUCAGUGACCUGAUUGUGGUAGGCAUUGAUCUCGGAACGGAGUUACCGGUGAUUCGUCGCGUCGGUCGACCGUUCCUCGAUGCACACGGGUUGUGGUUCGAAUUGGAUGUGGCCUACGCAGGUGGAUUCUCCGUUGCUCUUGAAACCAAUGUGAACCUCAUGCGCUGGAACCAGAAAUCGCGGGAAUCCACCAUGCUUGCCGAUGACCUGUCUUCUACUUCACCACCACCUGCUGCUGCUGUGAUCCCAUCGGAUCCGAAUUUGAACUCAUUCGUACGCCGGUCGAACAGGUUGGGUGCGUUUCUGUCUGACGAGGAAGACAGUGCGGAUUCCACCACCGAUUCCGAUUCGGCCAUAGAACCGCUUCAGCCACCCGGUAGAGGCCCCCCUGGUUUGCGACGAUCUAGCGGUUCAGGUCGGCUACUGGCCUCAUCCAUCGGUCUUGUCGGUUUGUCCAAUCGAAGUGUAGAAGAAGAUCGUGCUCCCAGCUUGGAGAGGUCAUGUCAACAGCUGUCUUUUUUAAUUCACACUGACAAGUUUUUCGAUCGAACCGAAUAUUGA